AUGUCCCUUGUACAAGGAUACUCGUCAAGCUCAGAGGAAGAAUCAGAGACGAAUGAGUCGAGGAUAUACGAGGUUGAUCAAUUACCCAAGAGAAAGAAAACUCUGGCAACUACAUUUCAAAAGAUAAGCUAUGACCCCACGAGUUUCGAGGCCAACUUUCAAAAUGAACAGUCUAAGCUCAAAGAAGCCAAAGCUAAAGCGAAAGAAUUGAAGCUACGACGGAAAAUGAAUGGAGGUGACCCUUGGGCAUCAAUAAAUUCAAACAAAGAGCAAGUUUAUCAGCCAAAUGAACCAGUGCAUCCACAAGAGAAGGAGGAGGAGGAGGAGGAGGAACUAGACAGGUUCAAACCGACAACGGAAUUUGUGGGAUCAAAUGAACACGAUUACCAAGGCAGAACAUACAUGCAUAUACCAAAAGAGCUUUCAAAGCAAGUGUCGGGUGAGCAAGAAUGUUUUGUUCCAAAACUGGUAAUCCACACAUUCACUAAAGCCCAUACAAAGGGGGUCAAUAAACUACAAUUCUUUCCACACUCAGGACAUCUCCUUCUAUCUUGUGGGAAUGACGGACUAAUAAAAUUAUGGUCCGUGUACGACUCUUUCGAAUUAUUGCGUGUUUACAAGGGCCACAAAUUGGCCGUUAAGGACGUGUCAUUCAACUCCACUGGUGGGAAAUUUCUUAGCUGUGGGUUUGACAAAGUCAUCAGGAUAUGGGACACUGAAACUGGUGAAGUUAUCAAAACAAUAUACACAUCAUCUAUACCAAACGUGGUUAGAUUCAACCCCAACAACGAUUCUGAAUUCAUUGUUGGUCUACUGAAUCAUAAAAUAGAGCAUUACAAUUUAACAGCCAUCCACAACCCAGUGCAAACAUACGAUCACCAUAUUGGUGCAAUUAAUGAUCUAUUGGUGAAUGAAGAUGUAUUUAUUUCCACAUCUGACGACAAGUCAGUUCGCGUUUGGCGUUGGCAAAUAAAUAUCCCCAUAAAAGUCAUAUCAGAUCCAUCUCAAUUUUCAACACCAUCAAUCAAAAAACAUCCAAAGGCAAACUACAUUGCGUUACAAAGCAUGGACAAUUCUGUAAAAGUGAUACAUUCCACCGGAAAAUACAAGUGGAACAAGAACAAAGUAUUCAAUGGCCAUCAGAGUGCAGGAUACGGAAUCGAAAUCAAUUUCUCACCCGAUGGUAAGAUUCUAAUGAGUGGUGAUUCUAGAGGAUAUGCCGUUUUCUGGGAUUGGCAAAGUAAAAAGGUGGUCAACAAGUUGAAGUUGAGCACUUUGCCUAUUAAAUGCAUUGCCAUGCACCCAUUAGAGACAAGUAAGGUUGCGACAGCUGGCACUAGUGGUGAUAUAUACUACUGCGAUUAA
Molecule: messenger RNA, 1365 nt
Organism: Lodderomyces margitis
Lineage: Eukaryota; Fungi; Ascomycota; Pichiomycetes; Serinales; Debaryomycetaceae
Exons: 1
Coding region: 1-1365 (454 amino acids)
Biological process (GO): mRNA splicing, via spliceosome
Cellular component (GO): catalytic step 2 spliceosome
Molecular function (GO): mRNA binding; protein binding
Source: RefSeq, a predicted model, not a curated record